GCAAGCCUUUUUUUUCAUUGAUAAAUGAACAAAAAUAUAGCAACGGCUUUAUGCGAAAAUGUAGAUAUUGACGGGUUUCCAGGUUUUGAUCUCGACGCGGUUUGUCGUGGAUUUGUUGCGGUCAGACUUUCUUAUAGAAUAUUUGUUGAUUUAAUUUCAGUAUUUCUCUACCGAGAUAUCCUCACGCUGCCAGUUCAAACCACAAUGAGCAAACCAGGAGAAACCACAGACACAGAGGAAGAAGAAGAAAACGAGAAGACUAAAGAGAGCCUGCAGACAGUUGGAAGUACUACAACGCAGCCACCAGGGGGCGGCAGAGAGGAGGAGAGCGAAGACGGCUCCCGUUCAGAUGAGCCCAGUGCGACUGUUCUGGAUGCUGUGGCCGAUCAAAUGUCUGAUGAUGCUGAUGAGCAUGAUGAUGAAACGAAUGUUAAAAACUCAACAGCUACAGUGAAAGUUUUGCUGGUGCCAGAGGGUCAUGUGAUGACCAUGGCUUUCGUCAUCGGGCUCACCAUUGAAGAGAUAAAGCAUCAACUUGCCUCAGAACUGAAAGUCCCACUGGAGGUGCUGCAGCUCUACCUGAAUGGUAGAGUGGUGGAGGAGAAGCAGAGCCUGAUGGAACUUGGCAUCCGACCUCACAGCUCCACCCAGAUGGAGAUGAGCUCCUCAGACCCAACUUCUUACCCGCUCCGCCUUCUCCGCCCCCCAGAACAUGACAGCAUGCCCGAUGUCAUCACUGUACGGGUCCAAAAAGGUAGGCCUCAAACGGGCAUUGGAGCAAGGAUGAGACUGACUUUCUUAGAGAGUAAGAGUUUUACACUGAAAAGCAUUUGUGUUUUGUUUUCUCCUAAACAGACAGUUGAGCUGAAAUCUAAGCUGCAGCAGUGUUCUGUGAACAUGUCCACUCAGAUGACUGGCAUUGGCUGUUACGUGUCCUGUGCCAAUGACAAGUUGGUAACUCCUGGGAAAUAUGUGACCGCUGAUGAGUAUCAUGGCAGGAGGCUAAAGGCUGUUAUCUGCCUGCAGUCCUACAUUCGGCGAUGGUUAGCCCAGGAGGAAGUGGAGCAGCUGAGGAGAGAGCGAGCUCGCCGCCUCGCCUGGUUCGACCUUCAGGAAAGAAAGUGCAAAGAGGAGAAAGAGGCGCAGCUGAGAGAACGCCGCAAGCGCUGGAUGAACCCACAGACCAAAGAGGACUUCAAUUUGCUCUACCACGCCCUGCAAAAGUGGAGGACUGAGGAGGAGGAGCAGAUAGACUGCAGGCUACGUGGCGCGGAGAGGAAAGCAGCUCUGUGCGUGCUGUUGGAGCAGGAAAUGGAGUUCAUCGCUGCCAUUGGCCGCCAUCAAAUCAACAUAGAUGCUAUCAACCAAGACAAAAUUAUCAGGAACUUCUUGAAUAAGGCAGCUGCUCCCCAUCAGUGGCGAUCAGCCACAGGCCUUCUGUUUGAGAUGGACUCUGUGCCUGACAUCAGAGCCAGGGCGCUGAAGGAGAUCUAUGAUGACAUCAGCAAGUUCCCUGUGGACCAGCAGGAGAGACAGAACUUCCUAGAGAAGCUGAGAAACACUGUUAUGGAGCAUGAGUGUCAGCUGGUGUGGGACAUCAUUGAUCUGAUUGACAGAGAGAUUGACUUGAUGGGUCGAGAUGUUAAGGAGCAUAAUCUGGAGGGCCUGAGGAAGAGGAUCUGCACUCUUUUCCUUCAGUACAUCAGAACACCGGCGUUUAACCCCAAAGUGAUCAAACUGCUAAAGGUUCACAAGAAACCAACUGAGCUGCAGCACGACAUGUUCUUCUGCCACGGGUGCCAGCGCUACCUUUGGUCCGCCGACUUUGGUUCAAGUACCACUGGCUGCCGGAGUCGUCGCUGCCGAAACUGUACCAGCCUAGACAACAUUGCAAGAUCUCGAGAUGACAACUCUGUGUACCAAAGCAUCCUGAGGAGGUUGAGAACUGAUGAGCUCCGCCUCAAUCCAGAAACUUCCAUCCCCUUCUUGCUGCAGGUGGACGACAUUCGCUACCUGAUAGAAAAGGUUUGGGCUUCCUGCUCAGCUCUGAAUGGCAGCAGAGACAUCUACAACCUGGUAUUUGCUCGCUGGGAUGUCCAGGAGGACUGGAGCCCCUGGAACUGCAUACUGUUGUCCAAAGAGGAGACGUCAGCUCACACACAAGUAGAACACAUUCAUAAGGCAUAUGAAACUACAUUUAUCCAAUGGGUUCAACAGAAACACUCAAUGGCACGACAACACUUCAGCAAGAACCCAGUUAUAGCAAAGAACCUGGGCCUUUAGCCAGGUGCUGCCCUGCACAACCAGUUUGUCUUCUUAGCCUGUUGGUCACUAAUGAGAAUCCUGACCACACCCCAGCAACCCCAGGACAUUAACAAAUCCUGUGUCCUCUCACUGCUUCUUUCAGACAUGUUUGCCUUAUGGGUGAAAUAAACAGAACACUUCAUGA
Molecule: messenger RNA, 2449 nt
Organism: Gambusia affinis (western mosquitofish)
Lineage: Eukaryota; Metazoa; Chordata; Actinopteri; Cyprinodontiformes; Poeciliidae
Gene: iqub
Product: IQ motif and ubiquitin domain containing
Exons: 12
Coding region: 25-2283 (752 amino acids)
Biological process (GO): cilium assembly
Cellular component (GO): acrosomal vesicle; motile cilium
Molecular function (GO): protein binding
Source: RefSeq, a predicted model, not a curated record